Messenger RNA from Lodderomyces theae, 534 nucleotides. RefSeq lists its product as uncharacterized. NCBI's taxonomy places the organism in Eukaryota, Fungi, Ascomycota, Pichiomycetes, Serinales, Debaryomycetaceae. The transcript is spliced from 2 exons. The record is from RefSeq and is a predicted model, not a curated record. The coding region runs from base 1 to 534 and encodes 177 amino acids.
AUGGCAGGAAUUCCAGAUCAAUUGAAAGCCGUCUUAUCCGAAGUCGACAAGAACACCAAGUCAAUUGGAAUUUUAAACCAAUUUCAAGCUCAAACAGGUUUGCCAAGAUCAUAUGCUGUUUUGGGUGCUUUUGGUCUCUACUUUAUUCUCAUUUUCUUGAACAUUGGUGGAGUUGGUCAACUUUUAUCCAACAUUGCCGGUUUUGUUGUUCCAGGAUACUACUCAAUUUUGGCUUUACAAACAACCACAUCCAAAGAUGACACUCAAUUGUUAACAUACUGGGUUGUUUUUGCCUUUUUCAAUGUGAUUGAGUUUUGGUCCAAGGCCAUUUUGUACUGGGUGCCUUUCUACUACUUGUUCAAAACUGUCUUUUUGUUGUACAUUGGUAUUCCAAGCUUUGGAGGUGCUAAUGUGGUUUACAAUGUUGUCAUCAAGCCAAUUGCUGACAAGUAUGUGCGUCCAGUCCACGAAAGUGAUGUUGCCAGCAAAAUCAAUGAGCAUGCUGAAGGUGUGUCAACUUCUGUUCACAUCUAG